UUUUAACGCCCCGGGGCGUUAAACACCGCCCCCUGGCGGCGUUACCCGGGCGUCACUAGCCAUGCGUCAAACGAAUGAUGCUGCGUCAUUCCUCUCCCUCCCCCCCCUUAACGACUAUAAUAGCCGUUCUUAUAAAUUCAAACCCCCCUCCCAAUCUCUCACACCUUCUCCAUCUUCAAUCUUCUUCUUCCCAAAUUUUAAAUUUCGAAAUCACCCCCUCUCUUUUCAACAUGAAUCCUUCCGGCACCGGCUUCUUUCCCGACAAUCUCCCGCCAAGCGACGCCGCGAUGUGGUAUUACUGGGGCGAUCAACUGCCGAUCUACGAGACGCAACGAUCGGGGUACGUCGAGCGAGAUUCAAUUCUGGAGACUCAACCGGAACCGACCAGGUCAAGAAAAAGUACACGCCGGAAAAGCCACAAAGCCAAAGGCACGAUGACCGAGGCGGCACGGUCAAUCCAAAAGUGGACGCCGGAGGAGGAGUGCUUAUUGGCGUCGGCUUGGGUUGACGUCUCCGAGCAUCAUAUCAUUGAUUCGGAGCAAACGAAGGAUGCGAUGUGGGAUCGUAUCGAGGAGAAGUUCUUCACGGCGAUGAACAAGGACGGCUCCUACCGAACCCGGGACCAACUCACUUCCAAAUGGAGCCACAUCAACCGUAAAGUCCGAAAGUUUAUCGGAGUUUACGAGGAAUGCUCCCGGUCCCAGAGGAGCGGGACGAACGACGCCGAUGUUCUCCGGCUUGCCACAGCCCGGUAUCAAGAUGACGGGCACCAAGGCAAGGUGCCAAUAGAUCUUUGGAGGAUUUUGAGUCGUUCCCCGAAGUGGCAACAACUCAACAAUCCCAACGGCGGAUCGUUCUGGAAAAAAUCCUCCGUCGACGCCGAGGUUGAGGUCGACGAGACUAUCAGUUCGACCGAUCAAAUCCUUCCCUUCAACGUUGUGGAUUCCGAUGAUGAGGACCCCAUUCCACCGCCGAUCGGAAGAAAGAAGACAAAAUCCAUUGCCUCGGGUUCGGGAGGGUCCGGCUCUGUUUCCGCGACGAAAUCGGCCGGGAAAUGGUUGAACAACUUCGGGCGUUCAAUCUCCGAGAACAAGAGAGGUUGAAGCUAAAGGAGAAAGAGUUGAAGCUAAAGGAGUAGGAGGCCGAGAUGAAAGUCAUAUAAACCGACCCCGGGACGUUGUCGGAGAUUGGACGAAUGCUCUACGAGCAAAGAAUAGAAGAGAUCAAGGAGAAAUAUAAUUUUCCUUAGUUUUAUUAUUAACGUAUCUUUUUUUAUUAUUGUCGCUUUUUUUAUUUAAUGAAUGUAUUUUCUUAUU
Molecule: messenger RNA, 1316 nt
Organism: Cuscuta campestris
Lineage: Eukaryota; Viridiplantae; Streptophyta; Magnoliopsida; Solanales; Convolvulaceae
Source: the annotation of a GenBank genome assembly